AAUAAGGCUUAAAGCUCAACUUAGAUUCACAACUUCAUAAAUAAAUUUCGCUUAACGACUUUCAAGAAAUCGGAAACAACAUGAAUAAGGAGAAGGCUGACGAGGCUAGGGAACGGGGUAAUGACUGCAUGAAGCAAGGUCGUGCCACACAGGCAUUCUUCUAUUACACGGAGGCCAUUAAAUUGAACCCAUCCGACCACCGCUCUUACAGCAAUCGCUCACUGGCAUUCCUGAAGAUCGAGCAGCACUACCAUGCACUGGAGGAUGCCAAAAAGGCCAUCCAGCUAAAGCCCAACUGGCCAAAGGGUUAUUUCAGGAAAGGGGAAGUGGAAUUUCGAACCGGACAUUACCAAGAUGCUGUGAACUCCUAUGAAAAAGCUAUUAGCUUGGAUGAAAGCGAUCUCAAACUGAAGUCAGCUCUGGAGAAAGCACAAGAAGAAGUCAAGAAAAUGAAGGCUGCUGCAAUAAGAAUCCCCUUCAUCAGCAUAGGCAUCGGAUUUCUCAUCGGUAUACUUCUCACCUUGGCAGAUCACUAUCUCACAUCUAAACCUUCAUUGGAGGGCUACGUCAAACUUGCGUUUGUCGCCUUAUUUGGGAUGCUUGGCUACUGUGGGUCUUGGAUGUAUUUUUAUGUACUUACCACCUACCAUGACGCAAUGCUACAACCACCUCCUGAACAAAAUGAUGCUGAUAAGAAAACAGACAAGAGUACAGACCCCGAAACCAGCAAGGGGAAGAGAACAAAACCAUCACAAGAGAGUGCCAAGAAAGACAAGGCUACUGGAGAGGCAAGACGGAGGAAGAAAACUGAAAAGACAUAAUUGUUUGCCUCUGUCCAAAUCAAUCAUGCAAAUAAGUUUGAGAAACUUUGAUGAAUGCAGCACCAGUACUUAGAAUUUCUUCAUCCCACCCAUUGAUUCCAGUCAUGGAUUCAGUUUGGGAAAAGGGUGAAAACUUAAGUACAAGAUUGACAAUCUGCCUUAUCGCAUGAAAAAAAAAAUCGUCUGAAAGCCAUGUUGCUUAUUUGUUUCGAUUGGAAUGGAGCUAGUCACGGAAAGGGGUAUCGUCAUAAAAAUGUGAAUGGGAAGAACAGGAACAUUUUGACGCUACUUGUACGAAUGACAGUGUGGUACCUCAAGAACUGUUGCGAGGUGACAGCAUGUAUUCAGUAGAAGUUUGGGAAAUACUGUGUGGAGAAGCAUUCUACAAACUGCGACUCUAAUUGUAUGGGGAGUUAUGAGGUACUGCUACAUUUGUCAGGACAAACAAGAAAAAAUUUGAGAUGAACUGGAUCAGUAUUAUUCCACAAAUAGAAAAUGUGGUUUGAUCUUAAACACUUGAAACGUAGAAAUUCAGUUGUCCUAAAAUGCUGCAAUGUGUUCUCCUUGACUGAAAAAGAAUCAAAGAAAAUUCCUGAAAAUUUAAAGGCAAGGAAUAUUUUGAUCUUCGAAUUUGGGAGCAUGCUUUGUUUCCUCCAAGACCUGUCAUUACAUGGAAGGUCUUCCCAAUCAAAUAGUAGGUUUGUGUACAUCUAUGCUUGAUCAAGAUCUGAAUCAGGGUGAAAGAAUAUUAAAUGCUGAUGUUUGAAACACUUGCCAAAGCACCCAUACCUAUUUACACACAAAGUGUGGACAUUCCUUUGUUCUCCUGUGGUUGAGGAAACUUGAGGAAAAUGCUCCUUUUUCUCCAACUGGGAUGACUCGGAGCUGGAUGUUUGAUGAUGAUUCCCUGGACUGUUCCUCUUGUAUUUUGCCACUGAUAACCUUGACCCCAAAAUGCCUCUGACACUUUUUUUCAGA
Molecule: messenger RNA, 1799 nt
Organism: Acanthaster planci (crown-of-thorns starfish)
Lineage: Eukaryota; Metazoa; Echinodermata; Asteroidea; Valvatida; Acanthasteridae
Molecular function (GO): Hsp90 protein binding
Source: RefSeq, a predicted model, not a curated record